AUGCCUUUCACCUGCUCCGACAUCAUCAAGAUCGUCCUCGCGAUCAUCCUCCCACCUCUCGGUGUCUUCCUUGAGCGUGGUUGCAACGCCGACUUCCUCAUCAACAUCCUUCUUACCAGCGCCUCCGGGGCGUUCUGGGACUUCAAAUCCGUCGAGAGAAGGUGGAAAUUCGAGCUAGGAGGCGAGAUAUGGUUUUAA
This is a messenger RNA of Dioszegia hungarica, 198 nucleotides long. RefSeq lists its product as uncharacterized. The coding region runs from base 1 to 198 and encodes 65 amino acids. Gene Ontology annotation, cellular component: membrane. NCBI's taxonomy places the organism in Eukaryota, Fungi, Basidiomycota, Tremellomycetes, Tremellales, Bulleribasidiaceae. The transcript has 4 exons. The record is from RefSeq and is a predicted model, not a curated record.